This is a messenger RNA of Tricharina praecox, 708 nucleotides long. RefSeq lists its product as uncharacterized. NCBI's taxonomy places the organism in Eukaryota, Fungi, Ascomycota, Pezizomycetes, Pezizales, Pyronemataceae. Bases 223 to 561 code for a protein of 112 amino acids. The record is from RefSeq and is a predicted model, not a curated record. The transcript is spliced from 3 exons.
GGCACCGCACCGCCCCUCACCGGGAAUGCGACUCCUUCAGGUUCAGGAUCCUCCGUUGCCCAACCCGGUGCGGAAGUUUCAAGCACCAUACCUAUGGCGGGCAGGUAGUAUGUUUCUACCAUGAUGGCAUGAACGGAGACUCGGGAGUCACCACCGCCGCACCGCCCGACGGCAGAGCAGUGGCUACUAUCUGAUCUCACCUUAUUGGCGAUCAAGUGGAGCAUGUUCAUGAUGUGGUUCUUGCAGAUUUUGUGUUGCACUCCAAGGUUCAAUUUGCUGAUUCUUCAGCCCUACCUAGGGACUGCCUUAGUUGGUUGUUCUAGUGCCAAAACUCUAGGUGCACCACUCCAACCUUUGGAGUCGGGGAGGGGGAGGGAGUUCCCUCCCCCAAACCCACCUGUUCCAGCAAAGAUCAGCAUCUCCGAGCACUGCAAAAAACCAUCAGACCCAGAAUCGAAUGGCAGAUCCUACCUAUUGCUCUAUGGAGCUGUCGAUGAGCGAGCGCUGAUCCAACAGCUGUGCGUGAUGAAUCGACGACGAAGGAAUGGCCAUUGGAUAUAGACGAAGUGGAACGGCUUGCACGGCAUGGAGGAUGAUUGCGCUGCCAGUCCAGCUGCUAUUUGCAGUCAGAGUCAGUGAGUGCUACCCCGCGUCCGCCGGUCCAGAACUCUGCGGGCGGGACGAAGGUGGCUUGUACCUACUUACUUG